AUGUUAAAGUCCAACAGUCCAUUCAACGUUGUUUCGAUUAUAUUAAUCAUCACUUACGCAAUCAAUGCAGUAUCCGCUUGGGAAGCGGAUUAUUAUGCUGGGGUUCAUAAUAACGGUACAAUCCUUAAUCAAGAACUAGAAGCUUUCUAUAAUUGCACUAAAAAAUACUUAAAUAGUAGUUUGGUUGUUGUGAUUGGUGAAAAGAAUGUGGUCGAUGUAUCUUAUGACAUAUGUGUAUCUACAAAUUUAGAUGAUGAGACAAUUUAUUCGUUAAGGCAAUGUUUGAGAAAUACUGGGAUUACUUUUAUUCUUUACACCAAUCCAACUUUAGUGGAAGAGAAUUCUGAAUCAAGAAGAUAUUUAUAUAGGGGCGAACCUAUUGAAUUUGAAUUGGAGGAGCCAAGUUUGACUAGCUAUUACGAUUUUAUAGGUGAAGACCAUUAUGUGAAUGAAGGAUGGCUGGAACCCACCAUGUCACUUACCAAACAAACCAAGUACAACUGGAUUACUAAAUUUUUUCAAUUCACUUUGUUUAAGAUCAAUUACAAAUUAUUAUAUACAUAA
Molecule: messenger RNA, 564 nt
Organism: Lodderomyces pseudojiufengensis
Lineage: Eukaryota; Fungi; Ascomycota; Pichiomycetes; Serinales; Debaryomycetaceae
Exons: 1
Coding region: 1-564 (187 amino acids)
Source: RefSeq, a predicted model, not a curated record